Molecule: messenger RNA, 932 nt
Organism: Fragaria vesca subsp. vesca
Lineage: Eukaryota; Viridiplantae; Streptophyta; Magnoliopsida; Rosales; Rosaceae
Exons: 5
Coding region: 88-729 (213 amino acids)
Source: RefSeq, a predicted model, not a curated record
ACAACCAAAAUGGACUACUCUUAUUAUGCAAGUGAAAUUCGCACUUGAAAAGAAAAGUGCAGUAGUCGUGAGCUACUACUGUCCACGAUGCUGAUGAUAAAGCCCGCCGUAUUUCCAUCACCACCUCUCCUCCUAAACGUCACCAAGUCGUCUCCUCCCUUUCAAUUCCCCACUUCCAACGCCGCUACACUCUCCACGCAGUCCCUUAAGUUUCGGGUGUCCUCGUCUCCCAAUCCAACCGUCGAGGUUGCACCGUCGAAUAUCGACGCUGAAGAAGAACUCGAAUCCGGAGCGGACAUUGUGCGCAAGUUCUACGACGGAAUCAACCGCCAGGAUUUGACCUCCGUGGAGGAGCUCAUCGCCGAGAAAUGUGUAUACGAGGACCUCGUGUUUCCUCAGCCUUUCGUUGGUCGUAAGGAUAUACUUCAGUUCUUUAGAAAGUUCAAUGAUUCUGUUGGCAAAGACCUUCAGUUCGUUAUUGAUGAUUUAUCUACCAAUGAUUCUACAGCAGUUGGGGCCACAUGGCAUUUAGAGUGGAAUGGGAAGCCUUUCCCCUUUAGCAAAGGAUGUAGCUUCUAUCGGUUGGAGGUCAUAAAUGGCAAGAGACAGAUUAUCUAUGGUCGAGAUAGUGUUGAACCUGCAAUCAAGCCUGGGGACUCUGUGCUGGUAGCUAUCAGAGGUGUGGCUUGGCUACUUCGACAAUUCCCUCAGCUGGUGGACCGGUUCUAAAGUGGUUACAUACACAAAUCAUCGUCUCAGACCACAAAAAAUAGUCAUAGUAAAUAUUUAUCAAUUACAGUGAACUUGUAGAAGCAAGUAAAUUUGUAUAUGCAUUACUGUGAUUAUACAUGUAUAGUUGAUCAUACUUGUCUACAUAAACAAAAACAAGGUUAUGUCAUUUGGCUGCAAUCAGGUGGAUCAUGUUGUUAUGG